Closterium sp. NIES-65 is the source of this 1212-nucleotide messenger RNA. The record is from the annotation of a GenBank genome assembly. Lineage: Eukaryota; Viridiplantae; Streptophyta; Zygnematophyceae; Desmidiales; Closteriaceae.
AUGGCGGGCCUCCUUCAGGUCGCGACCGUCGGCAUGGCGGCCUCCGUCCCCGCCUCCCUUAACUCUCUCAGCAGCAGCGACCUUUCUGGCAGCCGCCUCGCUGCCGUCGCGCCUUCCCGCGCUCGCGUACAAUGCAACGUGACUUACGCGCCGCCGUCGACGGCGCGUCUGGAUCUGCUGCGCGAGGCGGAGGAGCGGUUCGCGCGCGUGGAGCGGCAGCCGACGGAGGGCGUGGCGUUCACGGCGCUCGAGUUCGAGGAGGCCCUCGAGAAGUACGACUUUAACUUCGACAUCGGCGACAAGGUGCGUGGAGUGGUGUUCAAGGCGGACAACGCGGGCGCGCUGAUCGACAUCGGCGCAAAGGCGCCCGCGCUGCUGCCACUGGCGGAGGCGUGCCUGUUCCGGUUGAAGAACAUGAGCGACACGGGGCUCGUGCCGGGCAUGGAGGCGGAGUUUGUCGUUAUUGAUGAGGACGACUCGCAGGGCCGCAUGAUCGUGAGCCUGAGGAAGCUACAGUACGACCUCGCCUGGGAGCGGUGCCGCCAGCUCGUGGCUGAUGACGUCACCGUCAGGGGCACUGUCAUCGCCGUGAACCGCGGCGGUCUGCUCGUCGAGGUCGAGGGGCUGCGAGGAUUUGUGCCGCUUUCGCAGAUCGGCCUGCGCGCGGCGAAGGAGGAUCUGGUGGGCACGCGCAUUCCGCUCAAGUUCCUCGAGGUCGACGAGGAGCGCACGCGUCUCGUGCUCUCCAACCGCCGCGCCGUCGCCGCCUCGCACGCGCAGUCGCUGCAGGUGGGCGACGUGGUGGUGGGGCGCGUGCAGUCGCUGAAGCCGUACGGCGCGUUCGUGGAGAUCGGCGGCGUGAACGGGCUGCUGCACAUCAGCCAGAUCUCCCACGACCGCGUCACCAACGUCGAAUCCGUGCUCGCCGAGGGCGACCAGCUCAAGGUGAUGGUGCUGAGCUUUGACAGCGAGCGCGGGCGGGUGAGUCUGUCGACCAAGAAGCUCGAGCCCACGCCCGGCGACAUGCUGCGCAACCCGCAGCUCGUCUUCGAUAAGGCGGAGGAGAUGGCAGCGACGUUCAAGGAGCGGGUGGCGGCAGCAGAGGCAGCUGCGCGGGCAGAGGAGGCGCGCCUGCAGCAGGAGGGCUUUGGAUUGGACUCCACACUGGGAGCAGGAGCAGGGCUGGACCCCGCCUUCCCCUCUCCCUUCUAA